This is a messenger RNA of Paramuricea clavata, 3201 nucleotides long. The record is from the annotation of a GenBank genome assembly. Lineage: Eukaryota; Metazoa; Cnidaria; Anthozoa; Malacalcyonacea; Plexauridae.
AUGUCUUAUUGCCCGACAGUUGAAAAGUAUGGCUAUGAAGACUGUCGAUUUGAAAGCAAUGUCGACGAAAAUUUUCAUUGUUCUAUAUGCUAUAAUGUUCUCAAGGAACCAAGGAUGUGUACAAAGAAUGAACACGUCUUUUGUCUUGCCUGUAUCACUCAGUAUCUGAGUGUAAACUCUCAAACUUGUCCGGGAUGUAGCGAACACUUGAGUGCAGAUACGCUACGUCGAGCACCGCGUGCAUUGAAUAAUUAUUUAUCCAAUCAAAGGAUAAAUUGCGAUUAUGCCAAUCGAGGAUGUCCAGAGUUUACCGGUGUUGAAGAACUCAAAACUCAUGUUGCCAAUUGCGACUUUGCUCCUGUGUUGUGUUCAAACCGCGAGGAAUGCAGUAUGGUAAUUAACAAGAAAGAUAGAGUCCAUCACGAGACUGUACUUUGUGAAUAUAGAAAGUCAAAGUAUUAUAGCUGUGAACAAAUAGAAGAAGAUGACGGAGCAUUGAAAGGAACUUUAAUGGAAUUGGAUGGCGGAGUAAAAACUGCUAAGCUGAAAAAGUUAGAGAACAGUCAUGUUGAGAUGGAAAAGACCGUGGGAAAGUUGGAAGGAAGUUUUGUGGAACUGGAUGAGAACGUGCAAGCAGCAACUCAAAGGAUAGAGAACAAUCAUCUUGAAAUGGAAAAAAUUGUUGGAAGAUUGGAAGGAAGUUUAGUCGAACAAGUGGAAACAAUAAAUAAAAGGCAUGAUGAAAUUCAACAAGAAGUAAAGAACGAAGUCAGAGAAGUUAGGAAAGAAGUAAGAGAUGUGAAAGAGAAUCUUUCCAAAAUGAACAAAGAAGUGGAUGAAGUCAAGGCCAUGAUGAGUCAAAUACUGGAAAAGAUAAAUGUGCUCGAACGGAUGAACGAACUGCCAUCUCCGACAGAGGAAUUGUUGAACAACCUAAAGGAAGACAUUUUAGUUGCAGGUGGAUAUUGUCUUUCGGUGAAAACUAGCAAAAGUACUGAAAUUUAUUCCUGGGAGAAAAACGGUUGGUUUGAAGUGUCACCAAUGAAUGAUGAGCACAUUGGAGCUUCAUUAUUUAGUUAUAAAGAUCAGUUAUUUGUCGUUGGAGGAGACGGUAGCAAGAAGAUAGAGACCUUGGAUCUCAAUGAAUUCCCUUUGAAAUGGACGAAAUUUUCUGGAGAACUUCCUAACAAGUGUGAUGAUCACCAAACUGUUGUUUACGGACAGCGUGUCAUUCACAUUGGUGGAUAUAUCUCUGGCAAAUCGAAACGGUCCAAAGUGAUUAGUGAAUUGGAACUUACUUCACCUUGCACUUUGAAAGAGUUGUGCCAAAUGCCUGAGCCAAGAGAUUGUCAUGGCGCUGAAAUACUCGAAGAUAAAGUCUUGAUCCUGGGAGGACAAAAAUCUCACUAUUGUAAACAUGCUAUGGAGAGUGUGUUGGAGUUUGAUGCGAAGAAGAAUGAAUGUAAGGAGUUGCCACCAUUACCACAUCCUUUGACGGAACUGGCAACGGUUCGCUGGCGAGAUCAGGUAGUCGUUCUUGGAGGUCGUGAUAAGAAUGGUCAAGUUCUUAAUGAUGUUUUCAUGUAUGACUGCAAGACGGGAAAGAUCACAGUCUUACCAUCCAUGUUGGAGAAGAGAUAUGAAUGCUGUUCAGUUAUCACUGGAAAUACAAUUGUAGUCAUGGGAGGUAUCAAUGAGGCAGAUGAAUUUCUCAAUUCAGUGGAGUGUUUUACAAUGGGAGGUUCUACAUGGGAUUAUCUUCCUGCCAUGAAUAAAGCCAGGUACAGAGCAGUUGCUGACGUUUUGCCUUCCCCACACAAAUAUGUGUGACAUUUAUUAAGACGUUUAUUAAGCCUGGUUCACACUAGCAACUCUAUCGGCGAUUUCUUUCCUCCUGGCAAAUGUGAUCGAAUGAAUGACGUGCAAAAGGCUUAGAAUUGUUUACUUCUGAAAAGCGAAUCCACUCAUUUGCAUCCGUCAAAAACACAAAAUCGGCGACAAAAUUGCUAGUGUGAAACAAGCUUUUUGAAGUCAUCAGUAAUCAGUAAGGUACCAUUAACGCUUAACUGUGUUGUUUUGUAAAAAGACGAAAAGGAUACUCCGUCUUUUCUAAUACUCCAGUACUCUUCGGUAUCAAUCCUGACUGUGGCGAUCAAAAUUGCACGAGUCCGAAGGACGAGUGCAAUUUGAAGUCUUUGAAACUCACGAAACAUGUUUUUCCAAAUUACACGAGAAACCAUAUUAUUACUUGUUAAUGAUAUACAUGCAGAAAAGUUCAAACGCUUCGCGAUAACACUUGUGCACUCACCUACGCCAUUUAAGCAUUGUUUUCAUUGUUUAUUAGCAAACCUUUUCAGUUUAUGUGCUCCCUGUACAAAAAAUUGUUAUAUUCAAGUACAAUUUUACAUUGAAAGUGUGCAAAAUUCGUCAAAAAAGUGGGCAUUUACAUUGCUACUAUCUGCCGCUAGCCAAUCGCCGGCCUCCUCCGCAGGCAUCUCAUGGUUCACUUAGAAAGUCCGCCAAUCUAAAGGAAAUGCCUGCGGAGGAGGCUAAGCCAAUGAGAAUUGAGUAAUUUUUUCAUCUAUUAUAAUAGUAUACUUUUUGUCUUUUUACAAAGUGAUGCAGCCGAGCGUUUAAUGGCUGUGACGUGACGCGCCAUGGAGCGAGGGCGCAAACUUAACUCCUCUGCAUUUAAUGCACAUUUUAUACUGCUACUUUUACAAAAUUAGAUAGAUAAAUAGAUAGUUUAUUCAUCUCUGAUCAUAUAUAACCUCCAAUUCUGAAGAGAAUCUGCAAAAAAGCAGACUUUACAAUUAUGAAUAAAUUAUUAUAUAAGUAGCUACAAUUUAUUAAAAAUAGUAAAAAGUCAAUAUUAAAAUUUUAAAACGUAGUUAUAAAUUAUGAAAGUGUCAAUAUUUGCAGUUAAUUAAUCUACACUAUUCGUUAACUUGUAUCAAAAUGAGAUCAUGCACUUUCCGCCUGAAAUGCCACGGUCUUCAUUUUAUUUAUAGUCAAGAAGAUUUUGAAGGCCUGCAUGCACUGCUCGUGGCCUUGUCCUGUGCCCCGUUUAAUAAUAUUUCCAUUUAUGAUUGCGAUCGUUGGUUUAACAUUGAUGAUCGUAAGUUGCAGUGGAAAGAAUUAUUUUAUGACUGCAGUGCCAGUGAAGGAACAUAUCCCUACCAAAUUCAUAAAAGACAUUAA